Molecule: messenger RNA, 1778 nt
Organism: Centropristis striata (black sea bass)
Lineage: Eukaryota; Metazoa; Chordata; Actinopteri; Perciformes; Serranidae
Exons: 7
Coding region: 286-897 (203 amino acids)
Biological process (GO): phospholipid biosynthetic process
Cellular component (GO): membrane
Molecular function (GO): phosphotransferase activity, for other substituted phosphate groups
Source: RefSeq, a predicted model, not a curated record
UAUGCUUUAAUGACUAAUAAACGCUUCCUACUGUAUCCAAUAGUAGUGUGUUUGUGGAAAGGCGACUGCAGGAAAUACAGGCUUAGCUAUUGUUAAACUCAACAUAUAAUUAAAUUCGCCGACAUUUUUCUACGCCGAACUGUCUAAUGGGUCCCAGCGGCUCCAUAGGGGCUGUGUGUUUUUACUGACAGGUGUCUUCCUGCUCCAGUAACCAAGGCGACUUAAACUAGAUGUUUAGCUGUAGUCAGGAUGAGACACCGCUGUGUCGCUCUUAGCUGACCGGAGAUGGGACUCCAAGUGCUGCUGCUCUGGCCAAAUAUUAUCGGAUACAUAAGAAUUGGCCUUGUGUUUGCUGCCUGGGCUGCCUAUAAGACACCAGCAGUCUUUGUCUGUCUCUACUCAAUCUUCAUAGCAUUUGAUGGAGUGGACGGCUGGCUGGCCAGGAGGCUGGGCCAGACCUCCAGGUUUGGAGCCUGGCUGGACUUAGUGGUGGACAACCUGGGCCGGGGCAUGCUGUGGUGCCUGCUGUUUGAGUGGGGUUGGCUGGUGUCUGCUUUGGAGUGGUGUGUGUUUGUGUGUAACCACGGUACCAGAGGUGGCCACUGGAAGAGCAGUUUCACCAGCAGCCCUCGAUUCAUCCAAACCGUCAUGGCAAACGGGUUCCGGACACCUCUCGGCACAUGGGUGGUGAGUGGGCUCCACUGCCUCCCCUUGUGGCUGUACGGGUAUCAGUGGGGUUUACUCUCCCACUGGCUGUAUCUGCCCGUCUGGAUCCAGGCUCUGGGGACCUUGCUGCUGGCUGCAGGCCGCCUGCUGGCUCUACCAGUGGAGAUAUGGUGUAUAUGGACCCACAUCAAAUACCUCACCAGUGAUGAGCCGGAAGAGAAAACCAAGUGAAAGCCAGUCCGCUUAUACUGUCCUACCUACGCUGGGAUAAUGCUGACAUUAUUCCAGCAGCUUUAUAUGAAAAAUGGUCUCAGGUUGCAUUUGCUUUUUCCAAAGAUUUCAGCCACUGCUGUGGAAGAAUGUGGGAAAAAAUGUGUUUUACUCAUGCAAAACAGGAUGUAUAACUUCAUGUUCUCACUUAUCUUUUAGUGAUUUUGUUUAUGGCUGCUAAGAUAAAAACGUGUCUCAUCUUAGCCCUUACUGUGAGACCAACAGACAGUGGGCAUUCAGAUACAUGUGGAAAAGAAGCUUCAUAGGUCUGUUAAGCUUUUAAAGGGAACAUAAAUAGCUUUUGAUUUGAAAUGUAUUAUAUAAAUAGAGUUGUUAUUAUUUGCCUGUUGGACAUUAAACCCACAAUCAUUCCAAAGCUGUUGGAUGGUGCUGAGGUCAGGGCUCUGCUUCCACAGCAAUCUGAGGAAACCAUUUCUACACUGAGCUGUGCAGGUGUAACCGUGCUGCCACAUGUAGCUUUCAACACUAGAGUGUGCUAUUGAGUCCAUGUUGGAGACUCAUUGUCAGAGAAACCCUGUAAAUGCUUAGUUUCUCUGCAGCUGCUGCUAUGUUUGGUAUGAUUACUUCUUUGAAAUAAUGUUUUAUAGAAAUAAAUAUAUUUAGGGUUUUGAUUUCAUGAUGCUUUUGUGGAAGGAAACUAGAGCAGUGUGCUUGUGUUUAAUCAUCUCAUGUAUAACUAAAGACAUUGGCAGGUCUGGCCACAGCAAUUUGAUUUUUUGAAGCAGUUGGAUAAGGAGCCAAGGCUGCGGACUGGGUAGUGAUUCUCUAAUGAGGCUAGGUGAAGAGCCCUGAGUAAGCACUCAGUAAUGAUCCUUUGAUAC